Molecule: messenger RNA, 231 nt
Organism: Eimeria acervulina
Lineage: Eukaryota; Apicomplexa; Conoidasida; Eucoccidiorida; Eimeriidae
Exons: 1
Coding region: 1-231 (76 amino acids)
Source: RefSeq, a predicted model, not a curated record
AUGGGGGAUUUUGUCGUCGUUGUCGUCGUCGUCGUGCAGCAACAGCAGCAGCAGCAGCAGCAGCAGCAGCAGCAGCAGCAACAGCAGCAGCAGACGCCGCAACAGCAGGUGAUGAGAGAAACUUCGGGAGCAGCAGCAACAGCAGCAAAGGCAGAAGCAGCCAAUGAGAGAAACUUCGGCAGCAGCAUCAGCAACAGCAGCAGCAGCAAGAGUAGCAGCAGCAGAAGCUAG